Molecule: messenger RNA, 1434 nt
Organism: Megalopta genalis
Lineage: Eukaryota; Metazoa; Arthropoda; Insecta; Hymenoptera; Halictidae
Gene: Coq7
Product: ubiquinone biosynthesis protein COQ7, mitochondrial
Biological process (GO): regulation of gene expression; regulation of reactive oxygen species metabolic process; determination of adult lifespan
Cellular component (GO): mitochondrial inner membrane; nucleus
Molecular function (GO): 3-demethoxyubiquinol 3-hydroxylase activity
Source: RefSeq, a predicted model, not a curated record
UCUGCGGGGAGGCCGCCGCGCCGUCGGCUACGCUCUCUCACCACGCCCUACGUUCGCGCUCGCGUCUCGCGGUCGCGGUCAUCUCGCCGCCCGUGUCAAAGCACCCGCUCUCACCCGCACACCACUGCCACCGUGAGCCCGUUAGCCACGCGACCGCGUUCGAUCUCACCGGGCGUAAAUCGCGUGCAGGUCGCGCCGCGCCGCAACACGCACAACAGCCGCCAUAGACACCAUCGCCAGUUUUCGUGCGGGCGACCGUCGCCGUAUCGAUCGGCUACCGCAGCCCUCCAUCUCCACCACAAACAAACGCGGCAGGCCAGGCGGCCAUUUUGAGCGAGCCUGCGCGGUGCACUCCAAGCAGACGAUGCGAAAUUGCCCUUAUUUCGCGACCGAGCGAUGUCCGCGCAUCGCCCGGCCCCUCAACCCACGCUUAGCCGCUAAUAACAAGCGGAGAACUUUUCACCACUCACCGAUUUCCCGUGAGAAUCCGCGAAAUUGUACCACCGUCCACGGAAACACGAACACCAUAUACAUGUAUACGGGUCUGGAAUAACGUGAUUGGCGGCCGCGUUCGGGGUACGCGUCAUGGCGUCCGCUCGAUCGCCGCUCCGAUUGGACCCUGAAACACGUGACUACUGUUCCACCGCGGGUCCUGGAACGAUGUCGCCGUGUCUCAGUCUAACCUAAACUAUACGCCUGAAACCUGCCCGCGAACCAGCCGUGCUCCCGCAUGUUGUUUUGACGUUUCGUCUACGGACCACGUUACUGGUUUGUAGAAAAAAUGUAUCUAAGGCAACUUGGAGUUCGAUUCGCCAGCUCAUCUGCAGCUUCGUGUACAACAAAGUCAGACAAGCUGUUAGACUCGAUUAUAAGAGUAGACCAUGCCGGAGAAUUAGGAGCUGACAGAAUAUAUGCCGGACAGAUGGCUGUUCUAGGCAAGACCGCAGUCGGCCCAACCAUUCAACACAUGUGGGACCAAGAGAAGGUGCAUCGGGCAAAAUUCGAAGACCUGAUUAGAAAAUAUCGCGUGAGACCCACUGUUCUGACUCCCCUUUGGAACAUAGCUGGGUUUGCUCUGGGCGCUGGAACGGCGCUUAUGGGCGAAAAAGCGGCGAUGGCGUGCACCGUGGCCGUCGAAACAGUGAUCACAGAGCAUUACAACGACCAAUUGCGCUCGUUAAUGGAAAGUGGUGAAACCGUGGAUGAAGAAUUGCUGGACACCAUCAAGAAAUUCAGAGACGAAGAGCAAGAACAUCAUGAUACAGGCAUAGAUUACGGCGCCGAACAGGCACCGUUCUACAAUGCCUUAACGAACGUGAUCAAGUGUGGCUGUAAAACAGCCAUAUCGAUAUCUAAAGUGAUAUAAUGUGUUAAAACAGUUUAUUACGUCUCUCGUUAUCAUGUAAUAUCGAAUAAAUCUAGAAUCUUCUGUUA